Messenger RNA from Seriola dumerili (greater amberjack), 5315 nucleotides. RefSeq names its product natural resistance-associated macrophage protein 2-like. The record is from RefSeq and is a predicted model, not a curated record. Gene Ontology annotation, biological process: metal ion transport. Gene Ontology annotation, molecular function: manganese ion transmembrane transporter activity; cadmium ion transmembrane transporter activity; iron ion transmembrane transporter activity. The coding region runs from base 73 to 1737 and encodes 554 amino acids. Gene Ontology annotation, cellular component: plasma membrane. The transcript has 15 exons. NCBI's taxonomy places the organism in Eukaryota, Metazoa, Chordata, Actinopteri, Carangiformes, Carangidae.
AAAGACUGGGUCAUAUAAAAGCAGAGACAUUGUGAGGGAACAGUGGACUUUGGGACCAGCAGUGAGUUGGAGAUGAAGGGAGGAAAGAAUGAAAAGUCCAAACUCAAGGACUCCCCGCAGGAGAAUGGAGUACAGACAAACCAGUACAGCUCCAUCUCUCCUCCUGCCUCACCUGAGAUCCAGGAAGAACCGUUCUCCACGUACUUUGAAGACAAGGUGCCCAUUCCUGAAGGUGGCAACCAGAUAUUCAGUUUCCGAAAACUCUGGGCCUUCACUGGACCAGGGUUUUUGAUGAGCAUUGCUUACUUGGAUCCGGGGAACAUCGAGUCCGACCUGCAGUCUGGAGCUAAAGCCGGCUUUAAGCUCCUAUGGGUGCUCCUCUUAGCCACCAUCAUUGGGCUGCUGUUGCAGAGGUUAGCUGCACGCCUCGGGGUCGUCACAGGGAUGCACCUGGCUGAAGUCUGCAACCGCCAGUAUCCCGCCGUUCCUCGGAUAAUCCUUUGGCUUAUGGUUGAACUUGCAAUUAUUGGCUCAGACAUGCAGGAGGUCAUCGGCUGUGCCAUAGCUCUCAACCUCCUCUCUGUGGGAAGGAUCCCACUGUGGGGAGGAGUCCUCAUCACCAUAACAGACACAUUCGUGUUCCUCUUUCUAGACAAAUAUGGCCUGAGGAAACUUGAAGCUUUCUUUGGCUUCCUCAUCACUGUAAUGGCAAUUAGCUUUGGUUACGAGUACGUGCUGGUAAAGCCAGACCAAGGGGAGCUGCUGAAGGGGAUGUUUGUACCCUACUGUGCCGACUGUGGGCCUGUGCAGCUGGAGCAGGCAGUGGGAAUCGUGGGCGCUGUCAUCAUGCCCCACAACAUCUACCUGCACUCAGCGCUGGUCAAGUCUCGGGAAGUCGAUCGCAGAAAUAAGAAGGAAGUAAAAGAAGCCAACAAAUACUACUUCAUUGAGUCUACUAUCGCUCUCUUCGUCUCCUUUCUCAUCAACGUCUUUGUCGUGGCGGUCUUUGCUCAGGCCUUCUACAAUAAAACCAAUAUGGACGUGAAUGCAGUUUGCAAUGCAACUGGCAGUCCACACACAGAUCUCUUCCCUCUCAACAACGGCACACUGGAGGUGGACAUCUAUAAAGGGGGAGUGGUCCUGGGCUGUUUCUUUGGCCCUGCAGCUCUCUACAUCUGGGCCAUAGGGAUCCUGGCAGCUGGACAGAGCUCCACCAUGACAGGCACUUACUCUGGGCAGUUUGUCAUGGAGGGUUUCCUGAACCUCCGGUGGUCUCGUUUUGCACGGGUACUGCUGACCCGCUCCAUCGCCAUCACACCUACUCUGCUGGUAGCCAUUUUCCAGGACGUUCAGCAUCUGACAGGCAUGAACGACUUCCUGAAUGUGCUUCAAAGCAUGCAGCUUCCAUUUGCUUUGAUCCCAAUUCUGACCUUCACCAGUCUGACAUCCAUUAUGAAUGACUUUGCAAACGGAUUGUUUUGGAAGAUUUCCGGAGGCAUCGUCAUCCUGGUGGUUUGUGCAAUCAACAUGUACUUUGUGGUGGUUUAUGUGACGGCGCUGAACAGUGUGCUGCUCUACGUCCUCGCUGCUCUCCUCUCCGUAGCCUAUCUGUGCUUUGUAGGCUACCUGGCAUGGCACUGUCUGAUUGCCUUGGGGGUUUCCUGCCUGGACUUUGGCAGCAGGGUAAGAAAGCGACCUGCUGUGUUGAUAGAGGAACAGUCAGAGUACGACUCCUAGAGCUGAACAGGACAGUAACCACCAGCAUUCUUCUUUCCUCUCGGAGACUCUGAGCCCUGUACACAACCAGGACUUGUCAAGAUCAGAUAGGAUCUUGAAAGCACAUUUUCUGCUAAUGUCACGUGUUUUUUUUUGUUUUUUUUUGUGUAGGGCUGGGUAUCAAUAUUUGGUGCUUUUUAGGUAAUCAAUCAAACAUAUUAAUACUACACCAGCACAGUAUAUAAGAUACCAGUGUUUGAUGGUUGAGCCAACCCCUAAGGAAAUAUACGUACAUCAUUUUACAAAUGAAUAAUUGUUACAAUCCUCCAAGUAUUUACCGUUGGUUAUGAAGCGACACACUGUGACAUGAGUGAUUCAUACAGCAUACGACUCGAUAAUUCACCUAAUUGUCAGUAUUUUCAGACUUUUUAUAAAAUGUCAUCUACACUUUAGGAAUAGCAGCUCAGCAUGCGUUUCCAUACUGGGAGACAUUCCCAGCAGUCUUUGUGUUUUCACCUACUUUGGUCGUCAUGAGCAGGAUGACGGAGGAUAUCAGUUCGAAGUUAAAGGUUUUACACAAAAGUUCCAGUGAUUUAAGCUAACAUGAAAAGGUGCUGGUUUCUAUAAACUACACUAGUAGCCACAGUGUUUGGGGCCUUACAGCUGCAAAUUCUUUAAACAAGCUUGAUGUCUGUGGGAAGACCAGAGCAGCACAGAGGAUGUGAAUAGCCCUAAUAAAAUACAUUUUUAUUUAGGAUCAAAAUUUUAGAAUUACCACAAUUGCAAUAAUAAUUUUCAACUAUAAAUAUAUUUUUAAUAAAAAAAAUUGAUCAAACAUGCAACAUGUCAUACACACUGUAUGAAAGACUCCACUUUUGCUGCUGAGGUUAUAGUGUUAUAUGGUCAUGAAGACCAGAAUCAGCAUGGCUGGUGAAGCCACUUUGUUUUCCACACUUAUUUUUAGCACUGUUUCCAUUAAGCAAGAGCUGACCUAACUAUCUACUUGAAGUGAUUAUAUUUUCCAGAUUCAUUGCCAUGUUCCCUGUGACAAUAUCAGCUGCAUCAAGUACUUUGCUCUCUGUGAGCCCCCUCACCUUGUUAUUGUCAACCUGCCAAUGUCCUGGUGUUGGAGGAGCUGCUCACUGUGCUGCAAUUUCCACUCAGUCUACCUCAACAUACUAUACUAUACUAUAUACUCUACUAUCUACUAUCAUCUCGUCAUCUCUCAGGCUCUCUAUAGCAGUUUGAUUCUAUUUCCAAAACGACACAAUUGUUACAUGAUACAUGAGGAAGUUUUCUUAAUCUAAUUCUGUGUACUAAAAAUCUCCAAAUGAUAUCCAGCCCUUAUUGUGUAAAAGAAAAACCUUUUGGUUAUGGGGUUUUAAUGUUGUGAGCUGAUUCCUGUCAAACAUGUCAAAGUAGCUUAAAUGACAAGUUUCAGUAUCAUGCAGAAGUAUUGCAUAUACCUCAUUUGUCACUUCCUUGUGUGGAGCCCCAGUUGUCUCUAUGUUUUGCACAAGUCCAGAGUGGACAUGUAGUGGAUACAACCAAGUCUGCGACUGAGGUAUGCAGCCUGAACUUAACCGCUCCAUUGAAAUAAAUGUAGCUUUAUAUGAUUGCAGCCCCAUCCUCAGAGCCUCUUUUAGUGCCUAAAUAAUAAGGAUACCAGCAGCUGGGGUGAGUCAUCGCACGUGAGCUUAUCAGUGAAUUGAAAUUCAAUAUGAAGGAAAUUGAGCAUCAAAAUAUGUUUUUAACAGUGCAGGCGCCAGAGAGUGUUGGAUGUACAAAUAUAUAUAUAUAUAUAUAUCUUUAAAACAUUUUUGUUUUGUUCUGUUGUUCCAAAAUAACUCUCUUUGCAACAUUUUUUGAGCAUCAUUUGUCUUUGGUUAGACUUCCUGAGAGGAAGUCACUGCAACAUAUUUAUACUGCUGUGCAAAGAGAAGACAAGCUUUUAUGUUUGCUGUAGUCAUAAUUCCUUUAAUUAUCAUGACAAAGAAGUCAAAACCAGUUCAAAGAAAGCCAUGGUUAUUUCUAUAACCCAUAAUCACAAGUCUGGCUUCGAGGGCCCUCAGAAGUAGUCAUUUUGUGAAUGAAAGUCUAAAAAUACUACAGCUCACAAUAAAAUUCUUUCAGGUCAGACGGUGCACUGCAUCUGUGUCCAAUGUAAGUUAUUUAACACCUUCUCAUUUACUACAAUGGUGUGUUUUUUUUUUUUCUUUUCGUCAUUGGCUCUGACUAUAAUCAGUUUACAGUAGUCACAUGAUGGCAAGGGUCUGGCAACAUUUGGGAAUUCUUGCCUUGGUUAUUCCCCCGCAUCAACAUUGUUAGUUUAAAUUAAAUUUAAAACUACUGUUAAUAUUUACAAUAGUUUUCCAACACAAGUCUCCUCAGCAGCAGACCUGAGGGUCAAAAUGAAGUUUAAAACUUUACUUGUUUUUCUCAAACUAAUAGGCAUAUUUAGUAAACCAGUGCAAAGAGAAUUAAAGCUGUGCUUAGGAAAAAUUGAUUAUUUAUAAUUAUAUUUUGAUAUCGGCUGUCAGACACCAUACUCAGUAGCUCACAUCUGAGACUAAAGUCAACACCUGUUCUGCCCUCACACGGCCUGUUAUCAGUCUAACGUGGCUAAACACAGGAGGAGUUGGCAGCAGCAGUUUGAUGUGGAAAUUAUGUCUCUAUGUUGUUCCCGUAACUAACAUGUUCAAGUCUUGAACAAAGACAGGGAGGUGGUGAUCAAGCUCACAUCAUAAAUCAUUUUCACUUAGAAACACUGGACAGCCUCUUUUACCAAACUGACAUGGCUUCAGUAUUUAAUGGGGUUGAUUUAGUGCCGGCUAUCAACACUGUACUUUCAGCUUCUCUGGCAGUGCAUGUGGAAAAGAAAAAAAAAAAACAUCUACUUUUUAUCAAUGUUAUGGCUUGAUUUUUCCAAUUUCUUAAAGAAAUUAAGAAAAACCAGUGAAGGCAAACUCAAUAAACUGAAAAUGAGAUGGUAUAUACUUUACUCAAGCACCUAACUGAGCAAUAUCCAAGUAAGAUCUAUAUAUUAACCAAUAAGGGCAUUAGUAUUGAACUGUGGAGCAGUUCAUACAGUAACAGGAUAAAUAUAUAUGUUCAAUAUAUAUGGUUAAUGAAGCCCAGCUAGCUGAGACUGGACUGGGAGCCAUUUGUGUUGCCCCAGUAAUAAUAGUAAAGGUCUCAGUUAUUGUGCUAUUAAAUGUUCUCUUAAGUGUGGCCGACCCAGGUACAGCUGCAGGCCACCGGUUCAUACCUCUCAAAGGUUUUCAUAAAGUAUCUCAUAGGUUUACAUAGAGCUGGUUGAAAUGUAACUUGACCUUUUUUAGGCUGUUGUGGGUUGAUCAAUCCAUACAGUGUCAUGUGAAUACCUCUCUGACAAAAAAAACCUCUUGGAAAAUGCACAUUUAAACUGUUACAGAGAAAGCUUCAGUGUCGCACUGUGCACUGAAGUUACACAUUACUAGACUGUGUCUUCUGAAGUUAUCACUCAUUUCUGCUCUUUGGGAUUGAAUGAACAAGUGUCUGUCCUUUGCUACUGGAUGAAAAACCACCAUGUGUCCAAAAUAAAUGGGAAAUAAUGGAUA